Messenger RNA from Pistacia vera, 324 nucleotides. RefSeq lists its product as uncharacterized. The record is from RefSeq and is a predicted model, not a curated record. The transcript has 3 exons. The coding region runs from base 1 to 324 and encodes 107 amino acids. NCBI's taxonomy places the organism in Eukaryota, Viridiplantae, Streptophyta, Magnoliopsida, Sapindales, Anacardiaceae.
AUGAAGGGACCCAGCACUCUGGUUGCUUCGGUGGUGGCUGCGUCUACCAUGGCUCUGACAUCGUCCUCCUCUGCCAGAGAGGGUGACAUGAGCAAGGGAUUUUCUUCAUCUGAGAGAAAUAGUCCGCCGAGUAGCUGUACAUCGUCAGAAAAGGAGAAAUUCGCGCCAAGAUUUGACGGGUUGAGGUUCAUAGAGACAUUGGGAUUUUCUUCAUCUGAGAGAAAUAGUCCGCCGAGUAGCUGUACAUCGUCAGAAAAGGAGAAAUUCGCGCCAAGAUUUGACGGGUUGAGGUUCAUAGAGACAUUGGUAACUGCCCACAGAUGA